UUAAAGCUACUUUGACAAAUGUUUUCUUCUAAACUUUAUUCAAAAAUGUUCCUUUUUCAAUGUCCGUUGGCGUAUAUGCAUAUACGCCAAAAUACUCUCCUAUGUGGACUAAGUAGGAUGUUCUUUGCCAGCAAUGAAGAGUACAACGGAAGGGAUCAGAUGGUGAAGAAGUUGAGCCUAAAAAAAGUUGACGUCGCCGGAAAAAGGGUAUUUAUGAGGGUGGACUUUAAUGUGCCGAUGAAAGAUGGGAAAAUAACCAACAAUCAACGUAUUGUGGCCGCUUUGCCCAGUAUCAAAUAUAUUAUUGAUAAAAAAUGUAAAUCCCUGGUUCUAGCUUCACAUUUGGGUCGCCCAGAUGGGAAAAUAAACAAGAAAUUCAGCCUUGAGCCCGUAGCCAAGGAGCUUGAGAAGGUGCUGGGGAAACCAGUGAACUUCUUGGACGACUGUGUGGGGGACCACACUCUGGAAGUUCUGAAGGAUCCGACUGAGGGCAGUAUCUUACUUCUAGAGAACCUACGCUUCCAUGUCGAGGAGACGGGCAGCAGACAGGAUGCAGACAAGAAGAAGGUAAAGGCUGAUCCGGAAAAGGUUAAGGAGUUCCGGGCCAAGUUGGCUCAGCUGGGCGAUAUCUAUGUGAACGAUGCCUUCGGCACUGCCCACCGGGCUCACAGUUCGAUGAUGGGCGAGGGCUAUAAGAUACGUGCUGCCGGCUUCCUGCUUGACAAGGAACUGCAGUACUUCACCAAAGUUCUACACAAUCCAGCGAAGCCCUUCCUUGCCAUUUUGGGUGGUGCCAAGAUAGCUGACAAAAUUCCCCUGAUCACCAAUCUUCUCGACAACGUAACCGUGAUGAUCAUUUGUGGGGGCAUGGCCUUCACCUUCCUCAAAGUUCUCAACAACAUGGAGAUUGGAACGUCCCUCUAUAACGAGAAGGGCUACAAGAUGGUUUUGAAUACAAUGUGCAAGGCAAUGGAUAAGAAUGUGAAGAUCCUUCUGCCUGUAGACUUUGUAAUCGCCAACAAGAUCGACAAGAAUCCUGAUAAAAUCGAUACGGCCGAUGUCAGGAAGGGCAUUCCCAAGGACAUGAUGGGUCUCGAUGUUGGCGAGGUCUCCAGGGCCAUUUUCGCCGGUGCCAUUUGUGCCUCCAACACAAUCAUGUGGAAUGGACCACCAGGUUUAUUCGAAAACGAGCUAUUUUCAGAGGGCACCAAGAAUAUGCUGACUGCCGUAAUCCGAGCCACCGAGCUGGGAGCCACCACGAUAGUGGGCGGCGGAGAUACUGCCACGGCAUGCAUUCAAUUCGGGGGAGCCGAUAAGGUCUCACAUGUGUCCACGGGUGGCGGUGCUUCGCUCGAGCUGUUGGAGGGCAAGAUUCUGCCAGGUGUGGCGGCCUUGUCGGAUGCUUAAAAACCUGUAAAAUAUAAAUAACAUAAACUUGUUAAAGGGAAAUUAUGUAUAUAAAUUGUGAUUUAUUUUGGAAUAACAUGAGUCGCUGGUUAAAACUUGAUAAAAGAGCUGUUCUUGGCUUAAACAGAUCUCGUAUAGCUUUCUACUAACCGUAAUUUAUUUAAAUUUUUCGCUUAACUAAAAAAAAAAUCAACAUUU
Messenger RNA from Drosophila serrata, 1605 nucleotides. RefSeq lists its product as uncharacterized. Gene Ontology annotation, molecular function: phosphoglycerate kinase activity; ADP binding; ATP binding. Gene Ontology annotation, biological process: glycolytic process; gluconeogenesis. The record is from RefSeq and is a predicted model, not a curated record. Gene Ontology annotation, cellular component: cytosol. Lineage: Eukaryota; Metazoa; Arthropoda; Insecta; Diptera; Drosophilidae.